Messenger RNA from Zootoca vivipara (common lizard), 2445 nucleotides. Its product is annotated as receptor expression-enhancing protein 6. The record is from RefSeq and is a predicted model, not a curated record. Lineage: Eukaryota; Metazoa; Chordata; Lepidosauria; Squamata; Lacertidae.
AGCCGCGUCUCCGGCGCGCAAAGGUGCGCUUCUCUCUCUCCGCGAUCAUGGGCUCCGCGCAGCUCCGCUUCCAGGCCUUCCUGCACCGGCCGGGCUUCGUGGGCGACCUGCUGGGCCGCCUGGAGGCGCAGACGGGCGUCAAGAGGGACUACCUGGCCGCAGGUGCAAUUGCGCUUCUGGGACUCUACCUGAUGUUUGGCUAUGGCGCCUCGUUGCUUUGCAAUCUCAUUGGCUUUGUCUAUCCUGCUUAUGUCUCCAUCAAAGCCAUUGAGAGCUCCACAAAGGAGGACGACACGACAUGGCUGACUUACUGGGUCGUCUACGGACUCUUCAGCGUGGCAGAGUUUUUCUCGGACUCCUUCCUUUACUGGUUUCCCUUUUAUUAUGCCGGCAAGUGUCUCUUCCUGCUGUGGUGCAUGGCUCCCGUCUCGUGGAAUGGCUCCCAGGUCCUCUACCACAACGCCAUCCGCCCCUGGUUCCUGAAGCACCAGCAGACCGUCGACAGCGUCCUCAGCGACCUCGGCGGCCGAGCCGCUCACGCCGCGUCCGCCGUCUCCAGGGAAGCCUCCAAAGAAGCCAUGAGAAAAGCCCUACGGACAGAGGACUGAGCAACUGACAUUUUAAACUUCCAAGCAAAAGAAAAGAUGCCCACAUUCUGGAAUACUCCUGGAAGCUUUGGGAAGACUUUGUUUUAUUUUUCUGCGCACCUACAAUAAGAUAAUUCCUUUGGCUCCCCUCCCUCCUCGCCACCGCCAAAUUCUGGAAAUGUGUGGCAAUGCCACCAAUGUGAUUUGAUUGCAUGUUCACUGAGCACCCCAAGAUAUCCUUGUCUCCUUUCUGAACUCCAGCAGAGGGUGCUGUGACUUCAGAGGAGGCCUGGAUUAAUCCCCAUCUGAGACUCCAACCACGUUCUUAUUUCUUUGGUCCCACAACGUGUGAUCAGUUCCAGAGCAGAGAGAUUCUUCCAUCCCUGAAUAUUCUCCCUGGCAAUUGCAGUUCACGGCCUCGGGCCAAAUAACUGGGUUCUUUGAACAAGUACCAGCUAAGUAUAUCUGGAGCACUUUAUAGGGGUAAAGCUAAUAUAUGGGGCUUCUCUCGCUGCCCCCAUCCUAGGGUCAUAUUUUAGCAGUAGCCGACUUGCUCAUCUUUCCAAGGAGAGAGUGUUUCUCAACUGUCUCCUUGGUGGUUCUGGAGAGACAGAAUAUUUGGACAUUCUUUUGAACCCACCUUACUCUUUGCAAACCAUCAUGAAGUUUUCUUUUUUUAGAAAAAGGAGAAGUGGGAGGGUAGCAGAUGAAACAGGGUCUGCUUGCAAAGUCUGAAUACUUUCUCCAUAUUUUAAACUCUCCUUUUCUUUGCUAGAGUGAGUCUUCUUGAAUGUUCUCUCCUUUUGAUGGAUUAGAGGAAGAAGGAAACCUGAAUGGUUGUGGAACCGUGAGCAUUAACCCACGAAUCUCCUCUCUCCAAAAUCGAGAAGUUUGCAGGGAAUAAAAAUGCUAGUUUGUUGAGCCCAAUCUUGACGUGCAGGGGUUUCUGGGCUCUGUCCUGGCAUUGUGAUCAGCGGUCGGGGCAACCUCUGCAGGUCACCAGGUGGGGGCACUGCAAUUCCCCUCCGCAUGGCCAGUGGCAAAGGAUGAUGGGUGUUGUAGUACAUGGCGCCUGGCGCAACACAAGGUUGGCUAUUCCUGGGGUGGUGAGAGACCAGAGGAGGGUGCCCCCUCACCCCGGUUGGAUCUCAGGCUGUGCAAAAAAACGGUUUUAGAGGUUGCUGCUUCUGAGCUUUGGGAGAGCAGGUGCCAGGAACCAGCUGGUUAAUAGCUUCCCUACUUCCGAAUACGGCCUGAAAACCUGUAACCACAAAAGGUGGGCUCUUUCAUUCUGGAGCUUUGGGGUCUUGGCCUUCUUGUUUGGGUCUACGUGGGGAAGAAGCACCUAGCAAUCAGGAUUUGAUCCCCCCCACACCACUAUACUGUAUCAUCCUAAAUGCUCCACUUGUUUCUCUACAUUGGUGUCCUGAGCUCACAUCUUGCAAUGCAUUAAAAAAAGCAGUGCAAGGCCUGGUGUCCUCUCCAUCCUCUUAAUAUACAGCUUGGGAAAAUGCCAAGACUUGCAAAUAAAAGCCAAUGUUUGACCUCCAGUAUUGAUGCUGAGCUUAAUGGGUUCUCCAGACCAUCCUAAGCAGCUACUUCCUUAAUGUGUUGUAGGUGGGAUGAGGGGGGGGGGCAGUGAUGGCAAACACUCCCUGACAAAUCCCAGAAACAUUCAAGUUGGUACGACUCCUUUCUUGGUCUGAACUUCAGUCCCAGCCCCCAAUCUGCCAAGAAAACACAUCACCCUGAAAUAACCGCACAACACUCCUGGCGAUUUUCUACGUGGUGAACUUGAGAGAUUGCGAACUUUGUACUUUAUGCUGAUAAAAUUUGAGUUAUCGAGUGUCCACCCCCC